AUGGCGCGAAACCAGUUAGUGAAAUUCAACUUGCAGCCAAAUCGUAAAAUACUGGCAUCUGCCUCAAGCGACAGAACUGUAAGGCUCUGGGAUGAUGUUACAGGGGCUCACAAACGCACGCUCCAGGGCCACCGCGGUUAUGUGUUGGAUAUAGCCUUCUCUCCGGACGGUAAUACACUCGCAUCCGCUUCGAGCGAUUGUCAAGUAUGGGUCUGGGGUGUUAAUAAAGGCAAUCACAUAAGGACGCUCGAGCGUCACAGAGACUGGGUCAACUCUGUGGUCUUCUUAAGUAACAGUACACUCGCGUCAGCUUCAAGUGAUUGGACCAUAAAUCUCUGGGACAUUAACCACGGCAUUUGCAAGACGGUUUUAAAGUUUCACAGUGGUUCAGUGAAUGCGUUGGCCUCCUCGCGCAACGGCAAAGUGCUCGCAUCAGGCUCAUCUGAUCGCACAGUCCGCAUCUGGAACACCGCAGAGGGGACCCCCAUAAAGACAUCACUGGACCACGAUGGUUCUGUUACUGCCGUUUCCUUCGCGCCAGACGGUCAUUUCCUUGCAUCGGCCUCGAGUGAUAAGGCCGUGAGACUCUGGGACGCAGAUACAGGCUCUCAAAUAAGGAUGCUAGAGUUCCAUGGCGGCUGGGUCAACUCUGUGGCUUUCAUAAACAAUAUUACACUGGCAACAGCUUCAAGCGAUCGGACACUACGGUUGUGGAACAUCACCACUGAUAAUAUGCAGAAGUUCGAGGGCCUCGGUGGCUGGUUCAAUUCUACUGCCUUCUUAGCUGAUCGUAAUGUACUCGUAGCAGCUUCGAGCGAUCGGACACUACGAAUGUGGGACGGCAUCAUGGGGGGUUCUGAACAGAUGCGCGAAGGUCAUGAUGGCUCUGUUAACGCUGUCGCCUUUUCUACUGACGGAACGUGGCUUGCGUCAGCUUCUAGCGAUUGGACCGUACGGAUCUGGAAUGUCGAUGAAGGCACUUGUGUAAAGACACUUGAACACCAGAACCACACCACAGAAGACCAACAGACAAUUGACGACCAUAGCCGCUAUAUCCUGUCUAUCGCAUUCUCGCCUGAUGGCAAGAUACUUGCGUCAGGUUCAAGCGAUUGGAGGGUGCGGCUUUGGGAUGUUAAUGAAGGCACUCUCAUAAAAACACUUGCAUACCGGAACCACAUUAUAAGAGACGAACGAACAACUGAGGACCAUAGCCGUUACGUCUUGUCCAUCGCCUUCUCGCCUAAUGGCAAGAUGAUUGCUUCAGGUUCAAGUGAUUGGAGGGUACGGCGUUGGAGCAUUGAUAGAAGUGUUCUCUUGACGACGCUUGAAGGCCACCGUAAUUGGGUAAGAGCUGUUGCCUUUUCAACAGACGGGAAGUUGCUCGCGUCGGCUUCGACCGACGGGACGCUGUAUCUCUGGGAUGUCGAGAAAAGGAAUAACAAAACAUCGAUCUACGAGGAUUCCGCUUCGAGCAUUUUAAGGGAACGAUGUUGUGACGCCGAUAAAAGGACCCAUAACCAGGAUUGGGUCAGAGCCAUCGCCUUCUCGCCGGACGGCAAGGUACUCGCGUCGACUUUGACCGACGGCACGGUAUCGCUUUUAGACCUGAACAAAGUGAAUAGCAUAAGGACACAUGACUUCUUUGCCGUUGUUUUCUCACUGGACGGUACGGUUUUGGAGACGAUGCAUCGCUUGAAGCCUAUAUCUAGAAAUUCAAGCGAGCCUAGGAGAAACCCAUCGAGAACGCCUCCCCAAUAUAUUCAAGGCGACGAAGAUUCGAUUGCUGUCCACAACCUCUGCGCAAUUCAAUAUGUGUCCGCUGGGGACAAACCACUCUCCAUACGCAUAAUAUUUAAUGGCGCUGACUAUGUCUACGCAAAGUUGGCAAACUACUUGAAGAACUAUCUCGAACAAGUUAUUGACGAAACCAAGGCUCAUACUGGUGAAGGGCUGCUCACCUUCUACAAUCGAGAAUGGCCCCGCUAUACCGAAGCCGCCAAGUAUAUCAAUCAUAUGUUCCAGUCUCUCGAGCGUUUCGUGGGAACGGCGAUUGAGGAAGGCACCACCGGAAUCUACGAUGUCUACACCCUCCACCUUGUCCAAUGGAGGAGCGUGGUAAUCGGCAGUAUUUCUGAGAAGAUCAUGGAGGUUGUCUUGGGGUUGGUUGAAAGGAAGCGAAACGGCGAGAUCAUCGAGAAUGGCAUAAUCAAGCGGGUUGUUGAAUCCUUUGUUUCGCUGCAUAUUGACCACGAUGACCCGUUGACGACAUAUCGAUACUAUUUCGAGACAUCGUUCUUGGAAGCAACGGAGCUGUAUUACCGCGGGGAGAGCAAGCACUAUCUCGCGGAGAAUGGCGUUGUCGAGUAUAUGAGGAGGGCCGAGCUACGCCUGGAUGAAGAGGACGAAUUAGUGCGGACUUGUCUCCAUCAUGACACUGCAGAUCCGUUGAGGCAGACUUGUAUCCAAGUUCUCAUUGCCGAGCACGCUGAAGUUCUUCGAGACAACUUUCGGUCCUUACUCGACGCCGGACGAGAAGAGGAUAUGGCUCGUACGGUCAAUUUGCUCUCCCGCAUGCCAGAUGGUCUGGCUCCUUUACUUUCAAAGUUCGAGACUCAUCUACGAAAAGCAGGUUUGUCCGCCGUUAUCAAUGCCGCAUCAGCUGCCGGGAAGCUGGAAUCUAAAAUCUACGUCGGCCCUGUUUCCGCCCAAUAUCAUGAUCUUGUCAGGUGGGCUUUGGGUGGAGAUGACCAUCGGACGAGGUCAUCGGAUAAUACUUGCAGAGAACUGAUCAGCCAGCUCGACGUCUGCAAAUUGGGAUGGGACAAGUUUCCCGAGCCAAUUUCCAAAUGUAAUGCCAAAACUACCGCGGCCGAAGGCUCAGCGGAUGUUAUAUCCAUUACUGAAGAUUGGAUAGCUCGAGAUGGACGUAAUCUUUUGUGUCUUCCACCAGAUUACAGGGCCACAUGUGCGGCGCGAUGGAAUAACAUUCUUGUCCUUGGACAUAGGUCUGGUCUAGUGUCAUUCUUUCAACUGCCAUGA
Molecule: messenger RNA, 3039 nt
Organism: Metarhizium robertsii ARSEF 23
Lineage: Eukaryota; Fungi; Ascomycota; Sordariomycetes; Hypocreales; Clavicipitaceae
Product: WD40 repeat-like-containing domain protein
Exons: 3
Coding region: 1-3039 (1012 amino acids)
Biological process (GO): ubiquitin-dependent protein catabolic process
Molecular function (GO): ubiquitin protein ligase binding
Source: RefSeq, a predicted model, not a curated record